UCACAUUUAGAAGAAAUAUAUAUUUCUUUAUUAGUUUGGAAUAAACUAUAAAAACAAAAAGAAGAAAAAUAUCCAUAAAUUUUGGUGAGAGAAGAAAUAUUAUUAAAAAGUUGUUGAUCUGUACAACUUGAAGGUUCGAUUUUAUUUGUUCUUGAAGAAAUAUCGGAGGAAUACGGAACAUCAUCAUAUGACUGUGGCAUGUACAAAAUGUCAUUUUUAGAAAAACGUAAAUCCAGUAAACACCAAGAAAUUCAUGCAGGGGAAGCACCAUAUCACUGUGAUAUCUGUGGUAAAUCAUUCUAUCAAAGUGGUAACUUGACUAGACACAAGCGUAUUCAUACAGGGGAGAAACCAUAUACCUGUGAUAUCUGUGGUAAAUCAUUCUCUAAUGGCAGUCACUUAACUCGACACAAACGGGUUCAUACAGGAGAGAAACCAUAUACCUGUGAUAUCUGUGGUAAAUCGUUCUCUAAUGGCAGUCACUUAACUCGACACAAACGGGUUCAUACAGGAGAGAAACCUUAUCAUUGUGAUAUCUGUGGUAAAUCCUUCACUUCAGGAAGUACCUUGACAACUCACAAACACAUUCAUACAGGGGAGAAACCAUAUCACUGUUAUAUCUGUAGUAAAUCUUUCUCUCAAAGCAGCAGCUUAACUAAGCACAAUCGUAUUCAUACAGGCGAAAAACCAUAUCACUGUGAUAUCUGUGGUAAAUCAUUCUCUACUAGCAGUCACUUAACUAAACACACACGUAUCCAUACAGGAGAGAAACCAUAUCACUGUGAUAUCUGUGGUAAAUCAUUCACUACUGGCUGUCACUUAACUAAACACACACAUAUCCAUACAGGAGAGAAACUAUAUUCUUGUGAUAUCUGUGGUAAAUCAUUCUCUGAUGGCAACGUAACGAAACACAAACGUAUUCAUACAGGAGACAAACCAUAUACCUGUGAUAUCUGUGGUAAAUCAUUCUCUCAGAACAGUGUCUUAACUCAACACAAAAAUAUUCAUACAGGGGAGAAACCAUAUUCUUGUGAUAUCUGUGGUAAAUCAUUCUCUGAGAAAAGUAGCUUAACGAAGCACAUACGUAUCCAUACAGGAGAGAAACCAUAUCACUGUGAUAUCUGUGGUAAAUCAUUCUCUCAUAGCGGUGGCUUCACUCAACACAAACGUAUCCAUACAGGAGAGAAACCAUAUACCUGUGAUAUCUGUGGUAAAUCAUUCUCUGAUAGUAGUCACUUGACAGACCACAAACGUAUUCAUACAGGGGACAAACCAUAUUACUGUGAUAUCUGUGGUAAAUCAUUCUCUGUUGGCGGUAGCUUAACGAAACACAAACGUAUUCAUACUGGAGAGAAACCAUAUUGCUGUGAUAUCUGUGGUAAAUCUUUCUCUGAUGGAAGUAGCUUAACGAAGCACAAACGUAUUCAUUCAGGGGAGGAACCAUAUCACUGUGAUAUCUGUGGUAAAUCAUUCUCUGUUGACAGUCACUUAACUCGACAUAUACGUGUUCAUACAGGCGAGAAACCAUAUCACUGUGAUAUCUGUGGUAUAUCAUUUUCUCAAAACACUACCCUAACUACGCACAUACGUAUUCAUACAGGGGAGAAACCAUAUGACUGUAGUAUCUGUGGUAAAUCAUUCUCUGUUCAAAGUAGCUUAACGAAACACAAACGGGUUCAUGGAGGGGACAAACCUUAUCCCUGUGGUAAAUCACUCUCUGCUGGCAAUAGCUUAACUCAGCACAAACGUAUUCAUACAGGGGAGAAACCUUAUCACUGUGAUAUCUGUGGUAAAUCUUUCUCUCAAGAAUUUAGCUUAACUACUCACAAACGUGUUCAUACAGGUGAGAAACCAUAUACCUGUGAUAUCUGUGGAAGAUCAUUUUCUGUUGGCAGCAGCUUAGCUAAACACAAACGUAUUCAUACAGGGGAGAAACCAUAUCAUUGUGAUACCUGUGGUGAAUCAUUCUCUAAUGGCAGUAACUUAACGAAACACAAAUGGUUUGGAAGCUAUCAUUUUGAGCAUGGCAACACGUGUUGUCAGAUAUUUGUGAAUCUGUAUUCUUCACACGAGGGUUUUAUGAGAUACAAACAUGUCCUUUUGAAGGAAUGUCAUACAACCAAUAUCACUGUUAUGGAUCAACUUCAUAACGAAUACACUUGUGUUUAA
This is a messenger RNA of Octopus sinensis (East Asian common octopus), 2169 nucleotides long. RefSeq names its product zinc finger protein 345-like. The coding region runs from base 199 to 2169 and encodes 656 amino acids. The record is from RefSeq and is a predicted model, not a curated record. NCBI's taxonomy places the organism in Eukaryota, Metazoa, Mollusca, Cephalopoda, Octopoda, Octopodidae. The transcript has 6 exons.